AUGCCGCGCGGCGUACUCCGCACCGCGAACCUGCCGCAGCUGCAGAACCUCAUCAAGCGUGACCCGGCAGCGUACAAAGAAGAGUUCCUGCAACAAUGGAACCACUAUAACUCCACGCGCCAGAUCUUCCAGAUCAGCCCGGACGAGCAGGCGGGGCAUUUUAGGGAGUUGGUCUCGUUUAUUGCUCAGGUCGCGCAAUGUUAUCCGAAGGAGACGGCCGAGUUUCCGGCGCAUUUGUCGACGCUGUUGUUGGAGCAGUAUGGAUCGCUUUCGCCCGACAUGAGGCAUAUUCUGGUGCAGAACCUCGUGAUGCUCAAAAACAAGGGCGUCAUUACAUCUAUCGAACUUCUCAAAACGCUGUUCCCCCUCCUCCCGCGCACGACGUCCUCCUCGCUGCGUUCCUUCAUCCGCAAAACGAUCCUGACGGACAUCAAAACGGCGAACACGCGCGCGAAGAACCACAAGCUGAACCGGGCGGUGCAGGCGAUGCUGUUCGGGAUGGUCGAGCACGGCAUGGACGGCGUCGUCGCGGGCGACAAGGGCAAGCUCCGGAGCCAGCCGAAGAACACGCCCGAGGGGCUCGCCAGCAGCGGUGACGAGGCCAUGUGGGCUGUUGUUCUCACGAAGGAGCUCUGGAAGAAGGGCAUCUGGGACGACGCGAAGAGCGUGUCGAUCGUCGCGCUCGGGUGCUUUCAUCCGGUCGCGAAGGUCCAGAGCGCGGCGCUGCACUUUUUUCUGGGGAGCGAGGAGGAGGAGGAGGACAGUGAUGAGGAGGAAGACGACUUCGACAAGAAGGGUCUCGAGCACAGGCGCACGAUCAACAAAAAGACGCGCAGUGGCGACAAGAAGAUCCGCAAACAAGUCCAACAGCACAAGAACAAAGUGAAACGCAAAGAAUCCGAACGCACCGCCAACUUCCCCGCCCUCCAGCUGCUCAACGACCCGCAGACGUUCUCCGAAAAGCUCUACGACCUGCUCUCCAAAUACGACGCCCGCUUCUCGCUCGAGCACAAGCUGCUCCUCAUCCAGCUCAUCGCCCGCGUCGCGUCAACCCAUAAACUCGCCGUCCUCGGCUUCUACACCUACAUCCUCAAGUACCUCACGCACCACCAGCUCCGCGCGCCGUCCAUCCUCGCCGCGCUCGCGCAGAGCGUGCACGAUCUGACGCCGCCGGAUGUCCUGGUGCCGGUCGUGCGGAAGCUGGCGCACGAGUUUGUGCAUCCGGGCGUGGGGCCGGAGGUCGUGGCUGCGGGCUUGAACGCGAUUAGGGAGGUGUGCAGGAGGCAGCCGUGGGCGAUGGAGGAGGAUCUGUUGGGCGAUUUGAUAGAGUAUAGGAAGAGCAGGGAUAAGGCUGUCGUCGCUGCCGCAAGGGGUCUGCUGCAGCUGUUCCGGGAGGUCAAUCCGGGGAUGCUCAAGCGCCGCGAGCGGGGUAAGACGGCCGCGAUGGGGCUCGCAGCGGGCGCACAAGCCCAAGCGUUCGGACACUCCCAGCAAGCAGCAGUCGACAUCGACGGCCUCGUCCUGCUCGAAGACCAUCUCGCCGCCGCGCGCGAGGACGGCGACGAGGAUAUGGAAGAAGACGACGAGAAGGCGUGGGCGAACUGGGAGGUUGAGACGGACUCGUCUGAGAGCGACAGUGAGAGCGAGGGGUGGAUCGAGGUGGAGAGCGAUGGGGAGGAGCUGGAUAUUUCUGAUUCGGAUGAGGAGGAGGAUAAGAAGAGGAGGAAGAAGAGGAAGGGCGGGGAGGAGAGUGAUGAGGAGAGUGAGGGCGAGAAGGAGGGCGAGGGUGAGGAAGCGAAGGCGGUGGAGGUUGAGGAGAAGAGGAUAUCGACGCUCGCUACGACCAAGAUCCUCACGCCGGCCGACUUCGCGCUGCUCAACGAGCUCAAACUCCAAGCAGCCGCCAAAGCCGUAGAAGCCGGCGGCGGCUCCACCGCAAAGCGCAAACUCGCCACGCUCGAAGCCGCGAAAAAGGCGAACCUGGACAACAACGCCGCCGCCGUCUACGUCUCCGAGCAAGACAUCCUCGGCCCGCGGAAGCGGCAAAAGGCCGACUACGAAGAGCGGCUGGCCAGUAUCGCCAAGGGGAGGGAAGGAAGAGAGAAGUUCGGGAGUCUGAAGGGGAAGAAAAAGAAGGAGACGCCGAGCUCGAGCACGAAUCGGGAGAAGGCAAGGAAUAAGCCUAUUAUGAUGAUUAUGGGGAGUAAGGGGGUGAAGGGGAAGAGGAAGCAGAGUUUGAGGGAGAAGCAGCAGAGGCUGAGGGCGCAUAUUGAUAAGGCUAAGAAGUCGUAUCAUUAG
Molecule: messenger RNA, 2298 nt
Organism: Peniophora sp. CBMAI 1063
Lineage: Eukaryota; Fungi; Basidiomycota; Agaricomycetes; Russulales; Peniophoraceae
Source: the annotation of a GenBank genome assembly